AUGCUCAAUUUUUCUAUAUCUGGGCCAACUUGCUAUACAUUUCUACAAUAUUAUUUAAUUGCUCUUAAAUCAUUAAUAUCAACAGAUAGUAAUGAUGAUGAUCAUAAAUGUCUUAUAAUGUUAUCAAAUUAUUUAUGUACGCUGACACUUUUAUAUGAUCGACCAUUUUCAUCAUAUCGUUCAUCCCUAAUAGCUGCUAGUUGUCUUUUAUUUGCAAUUCAAUUACUUAAUCAAUAUUUAAAUAUUGAUACUACUUGGUCAAAUAAUUAUAUUCAAUUAACAACAUAUACACAAUAUGAUUUAAAUGAAUGUACAUUAGCUUUAGCUGAAAUACAUUCAAAAACAUAUAAUCAAGAUAAAAUAACAUCAAGUUUACUUCGACGUUAUUUAAAUGCUAAAAAAUAUAAUGAAUUAUAUCAUAAACGUGUACAUGAAAUAAUUCACCGAUCAAACUUAGAAGAAGAAGAAGAAGAACAUAAUAAUAGUCAUGAUGAUGAUGAUGAUCAUAUACUUGAUUUAACACUUGAUGAAUUUGAAGAAAAUCAUAUCAGUUUCGAUUGUCAUCGAUGA
Messenger RNA from Rotaria sp. Silwood2, 570 nucleotides. The record is from the annotation of a GenBank genome assembly. Lineage: Eukaryota; Metazoa; Rotifera; Eurotatoria; Philodinida; Philodinidae.